Nicotiana tabacum (common tobacco) is the source of this 1161-nucleotide messenger RNA. NCBI's taxonomy places the organism in Eukaryota, Viridiplantae, Streptophyta, Magnoliopsida, Solanales, Solanaceae. The record is from RefSeq and is a predicted model, not a curated record.
UAGUUAGUCUUUCUAAUGGGUGAGAAUCGAAUGUGCAGGUGUCCGUUCCAGUCAUGUAAAAGCUGCUGUGCGAAAGCGCAAAAUCCCUGUCAUAUACAUGUUCUGAAAGGUGGUUCAACUCUUCCAGAUAAGUUACCAUCUUCUGGGUCCCCUGUGGUAGACCAGCAGUCCACUGAAGCAUCUCACUCGGGGAGCUCGCAUAGAGGAGCUGCUUCACUUCGUCAACUCUCCACCAAUUUUGCACAGUUCAAUAAUUUGCAGACCCCACUAAGGUCGAGGAAGCCACUGACUAGAAAGGAUGCCCAACUCAUUAACGAGUGGAGGUUUAUGAAGUUAAAGGAAUUCAGGGACAGCAAUAUUGCAGCUGAAAAUGAAGCUUUUGAUCGCUACAUGCAAAAUGUUGGUCUAUUAGAGGAGGUUUUUGCAGUGAAUUCUGCAGAGGAUGAGAAGAAUGAGGAUGGUUCAACAGGAGAUGAUAAUGAGGCAACGGUAAACCGGUUGAAGUUACAGCUUAGAUCGGAUCCAACUAGAAUAGAGAAUACGAGGAAGAGGAUGCAAUAUAUUGUUGAUCAGGGAUUGAGGAAGCUUAGGAAGUUGGAGUCAGGUGACAAUGCUACUGACCUUAGUGAUCUAGAUGCACUUGGCAAAAAGAAAAAGACGAAGAGCGCUGACGCUGAGUGGGGUGUGUCAUUCACUGAUCUUAUCGAUAAGUUGAAUAAAGCUCGAAAUGAGGAAGACCUGAAAGCUUGUUGGGAGAUGAAGUUCCAACUGUUUAAUCAAAAUAAAAAAGAAAAGCAAGCAGGGUCUGAUAAUGCAGAAGCAUCGAUUGAGCUGAGUUCAAAAGCUAGUGUCAUGCCAACAAUGCCAUCGGGUAAUUCUCCACCUAAGUGGUUUAGCACAUCCACCAUUGAUGAUGAAGAACUUCUUCGACUUAAUGCACAGUUUGAUUCACUUGAGGAUAUAGAAGAAUUGUAACUUAAUACAAUCUUUAGGUCGGAUUGUAAUCGUGUAGUCUGUUAGAUAGGGGACCAAUUUCGUGAUCUGAUUUAUAUGAUUCUGAAUCUAAUAGGACUAACCUUUCAUGUGGUUAUAUAGCGACUUGUGAACGGUUGAUAAGUUAUAGUGCCUGGUGCCAAGCUAAUGAAGGCCCAUUUGACGGCA